AGAUUAUAAAUCCUGGGAUGAGUAGUGAGGAAAUAGUUUCUGAUUUCCAGCCUCAAAUGCCACAUGACCCUGAUGUUACAGUCAGAUUUGCAAUUCCAAAUGAAAAAGAAACCAGAGAGGCUGCUCGAGCUGAGAAGCAGUUGGAUGUCCCAACAUAUAGAACAAUACCUUUCAAGGGUGAUGGUACACAGGUGCAAAGUCCAGCAAACCUUCCUUUUAAACCACCUGGUUUGCAAUGGAAUGGGAAUGAAGCAAUCACCUCUAGACAGUUGUUACAAAAGAUGCAGAUCAGGAGGCCGGGUUCCAUUGCAAAGUGAACAUAUUGAAGACUCAUAUGUUUAAUUAGAACACUUUGGGGCAGUUUGUAUGUAUAACUUAAGCUGUCAUUUUUUGUAUAUGCUCA
Cuscuta epithymum is the source of this 403-nucleotide messenger RNA. Lineage: Eukaryota; Viridiplantae; Streptophyta; Magnoliopsida; Solanales; Convolvulaceae. The record is from the annotation of a GenBank genome assembly.